AUGCGACCGUUGGACAAACAGAGCAACCCCCCGAACAAAGCAUUUAUUUCUACAAGUGCAGCGUUUAAUAGACCUAACCGAGCACCCUUAACUCCCAAGCUAGCGGGGUACAAUCCUCCCCAUCUCACCCAUAAAUUCCAACAUGCCGAUACUCCCAGUCCCCACGUUACUCGCGUUGCAGAUAACCCACCAACUCCUCCAGCCCUAAAUGCAAACAUCACACCUCGCUCUGGGCCAAGAAACCUCCGAAGAGAUGGUGUUUCUUCCUCUUCACCCUUGGUGACACCGCCCAACGUGCAACAUGCGCGUUUAUCUCAAACUUCCAGACCAUACCCCGCCGACUCAAGUCUAGGCCUUCGUGACAACAAUGCCCAAACUCCACGUUUAUCAAGACCUAAGAAUAUAAUAAAUGGUACCCCACAUAACAGGCCUGUUUCCAACCCUGCGCCGCCAGGGAGUACUUCCCCUGGGAACCCUAUGUUCUUUCGCGCAGCCGACGCCCAGUUAUCGACGUCAUCGUAUGAUGCAGAUAACAAAGGGACUCAUGCACAACCAAAUACUCAAAAGUUUAUAUACGCGAAUGGGGUGACUGACGUACGUACUUCAAGCAGCAUAUCGCAGAACUCGGUCCUCGCGAAGACCAAAGUGCAGAACACGGGACUUCCUUCUACGGCUGCUCGGUCUCCAGUAGUAUCACCAAGAUUACAAAAUGCACAACCCCUACCACCUUCACCCAGGAUUCCUGUAUUCUCCGGUCGGGGCUCUAACCGAUCAAGCCUUCAGUCAACUCACCCUCAGGAGCCCACCAUACCCCACGCUUCUCGGCCGCCCCCAACGCUUGCUGAUGCUCGACGGCCUUCGCACAUAAAAUCACCUAGUGUAGAUGGAUCUCAGUGCUUUCGUCAAGCCCGGCCUCCUUUCUCGAGCCCUCCUAGCUAUCCUGGGUUCCUUUCAGCCGAACAGAGCGGUGCUAGUUCUCCAAAUCAAAGCCCAAUUCCAAGUAGCAACCGCUCUUCCUCAUCCGGGGAUAUUCCGCAGCCUCUCCCACGGAUUGGCAGCCCUUCGAAGGAAGAUUUGGUUAAUAACCAGCCAAGACCUACCGAACUGGCAUCCAACGCGCGCACAGAACGGAAGGUGUUGGACCUGGAAAUCAGCAACUCCUCGUUGCUGGCUAUCAACCGUGCUUUAGAAAGGGAAAUGAGGAAGCAGAAUGCGGAAUUGCGGCGAUAUCGUAGGCUAAGCCGUAGUGGCCGACUGUCUAUGACCUCCUCUCGUCGUUCCAUUUCCGGAGGCAUGCUUUCCGUUGUAAGUGAAACGGACGGUGCAGCUAGCGAAGAAUCUUAUAUCGCACCGAAUAAUAUGAUUUCAGACUCCGAGGAUGAUUUUGGCUCCUCUGACGACGAAAACGCGAGUGCUUUUGAUGGCACCGAAAAAAACGAAGAUGAGCGAGCCUGGAACGAGAACAAAAUUUUUGCCGAUUUGGCUCAACACCAGCAACUCCUCAUUGAUAGCCAAAAGCUGAACCAUAGCCUACGACGUUGCCUUGGGCGGACAGAGAGUCUGAUAUUAGAAGGCAAAAAGGCUCUAGAGUAUAAAGUCCUAGUCAGUGACAUUGAUAUUGGAGGGAGAGUUCUCGCCCCAGAUGACCUUGAUGCAGAGUGGGACGGUGGAAGAGGGCUGCUCAGUCCGUCUAUGGAGAUACCGAACUUUUCUGAAGAUCAGUCAUUUCUCGAUGAUGCUAUUUUGGCGGAUCUACCCUUGUCAGACAAUGGGAGUGAACCAGGAACAUUUAACAGCCAUGAUAUUCCAAAUAGCUGA
This is a messenger RNA of Ophidiomyces ophidiicola, 1818 nucleotides long. RefSeq lists its product as uncharacterized. The coding region runs from base 1 to 1818 and encodes 605 amino acids. NCBI's taxonomy places the organism in Eukaryota, Fungi, Ascomycota, Eurotiomycetes, Onygenales, Onygenaceae. The record is from RefSeq and is a predicted model, not a curated record. The transcript has a single exon.